This is a messenger RNA of Anopheles gambiae (African malaria mosquito), 784 nucleotides long. RefSeq names its product diphthamide biosynthesis protein 3 (gene Dph3). The record is from RefSeq and is a predicted model, not a curated record. Gene Ontology annotation, biological process: protein histidyl modification to diphthamide. NCBI's taxonomy places the organism in Eukaryota, Metazoa, Arthropoda, Insecta, Diptera, Culicidae. The transcript has 2 exons. The coding region runs from base 267 to 524 and encodes 85 amino acids. Gene Ontology annotation, molecular function: metal ion binding.
GCGUUGCUGCUUUGCUUUGUGCCAUCGAAGUGUCCGUCUCGAAGGUCCCGAAAACCGAACGCAACACUCGCGCGUGUUUGUGUCCCCGCGACAGGUAAAAAUAAAUUAACUAGGUGUACCCGGAAGGGGAAACAGCUUGCACAAUAGAGAAAGUGACCAAGUGGCACGUCGACUGUGUGUUCACAGGGAAGAGGGGGCAGGACGAAUUGCUGCCGCCGCUGUAUGAUGCCGCUUGCCGUCUACCCGCUGUACGGCCGGCCAGUGAGAUGAGUGUGUACCACGAUGAGGUCGAAAUCGAGGAUUUCGAGUACGACGAGGAGGAAGAGAUGUACUACUACCCGUGCCCGUGCGGCGACCGGUUUCAAAUCAGCCGGGAAGAGCUGAUCGCGGGCGAGGAGGUCGCUACCUGCCCGAGCUGCUCGCUCAUAGUGAAGGUGAUCUACGAUCCGGAAGCGUUUGCCGCGGAACAGGACGAAACGGAAGCGGUGGCGGGUAAAGCGACCGAUCAGCUGGAAAAGAACUAAACUGGUCAAGUGUGAAUAUUAUGAAUAAUAAAGCUAGUCGCAAACCAGAUAAAAAGGAGGAAAACACAGAGUGCAUCAACAAUUAAAACACUAACAAGUACAGUAUGGUGAAAAUAACUUACAGGUCCCGUGUGCACACGCGUGUUACGGUUCUGUUUUGCUGUAGUCUAACUUCUUCGCGCGUGGAUUCACCGAAGAACGGGUCAAACGUUUUGCGGCAUCUGAAAAUAUAAGUGGAAAAACAUGAUCAUAGUACAAAA